Messenger RNA from Cantharellus anzutake, 150 nucleotides. RefSeq lists its product as uncharacterized. NCBI's taxonomy places the organism in Eukaryota, Fungi, Basidiomycota, Agaricomycetes, Cantharellales, Hydnaceae. The record is from RefSeq and is a predicted model, not a curated record. The annotation marks the transcript as partial. The transcript is spliced from 2 exons.
CUGUACUUCCUUGUCACUGCAAUGUUCCUGAGGUUCCUGAUUACUCUUGAUGAGGACUUGCAAUCCAUUCUGGUGACUGCACAAGUCAGCCAGGCUGUUGAUGUCAUGGGUCAGGUGGGUAAACCCAGAACAAUAUCAGGUUUCCAGACU